GGCGUGACAUUACGUCUCUCUCUCACUGACCGGCACCUUGAUACCCCUCGCAGAGCUCGGUGCGUCACGCUCUCUUCCAAAAGUGGUUCAUGAAGCUCCGCCCCACGUCUGGACUGUACGAGAUGCUUCGGCCCAGGGGUUUCUUCUGGGGCCUCAACUACAGCAACAGGCCACGCGAAUGGCAGAUGCCCCGACGACUGCCGCGUCUGUUUCUGCCGACCGACGACGAAGGUGAGCAGCGGUAUGACGAGGCGUCCCGGCUGUUCUCGGGCCUACACGUGAACACCGAGCCACCGAGCAAGACGACGACGGCGCUGAUGCCGUCGGCCUUCCGCCUUGAACUGGAGCAAGACCUUUUCGCGUCACUGGAACCCCAGUCGCCGGGACGCAAGCGCAAUCUGUCCCCCGUCCAGUGCUGCGAGUUCCCGCCGGUGACGUCGGCUCCGCAGUCGGUGGACGACCUGGUCUCCGUGGGCAGCCCUCCUUCCUCGCUUCCCUCCAUCGCGCCGGCGGACUUGGCGGACUCCAUCGCGCGGCGAAAGUUCGACAGCAUGAAUCCGGUCGUCUGGCUGGCGCCGGGGAGAGCUGGGGAGCAGGCCUGGCAGCAGCCAAGUGUCAGCGCCUCUGCCGCACCGCCUAGCGUGUGGGACGGCAUGUACUGCCAACAGCCGUCGGCACCAGCUUCCUCAGCCAUAACAACCACGUCCCUGACUACGACGACGGCGUCGCAGCCGACAGCGGCGGCGCUGGUGGAGCCCGUCGUGGAUGGCUUCCAGUCGCUGUCACUGUCGGGCGAGUCGUUCGUGCAACCUCAGCAAGAAGAGCAGCAGGAGCAGGUGGUGCAACAGUCAUUGCAAGAGCCGCCACAACAACAGCAGCUGCUGCACAUGCUGCAGGCACCACUGCAAGAGUCCCAGGAGCAGCAGCAGCUGCUGCAGCAGGCGUUGGCAGUGUGCCGCAGGACUGGCCGAGAUUGA
Messenger RNA from Dermacentor silvarum, 977 nucleotides. RefSeq lists its product as uncharacterized. The record is from RefSeq and is a predicted model, not a curated record. NCBI's taxonomy places the organism in Eukaryota, Metazoa, Arthropoda, Arachnida, Ixodida, Ixodidae. Bases 90 to 977 code for a protein of 295 amino acids. The transcript is spliced from 4 exons.